GUCACUUUCGGCUGAAAAGAAACGAAGAUACAACGCUACAAAGAUAGGUCACUGCUUCAUACUUUCCACAAUGCAUUUUUGAGAUUGAGUGAGACAUUUGUUUGUUGAAAUAUUGCGAUAACUCGCCUAAAACGCGAUGAAAAUCUACGAAAUCAACACAAGAGAAAGAUAAUCUGUCUUCAUUUCUUGCGAAAUAAACAGAAAUGACUAAGAUGGCUUUCGUUUCAACCAAAAUUUUGUUUGCUUUAACAAUCUUGAUGUACUUUGGUGGAACUCUGAUCAAUUGUAAUGAAGAUAUUCCCAUUUGUGACAAGCAAUUAAAACAACUGAAAGAAGAAGUGAAAAACUGGGAAAGAAGAUGUGUGAAUGAAAGUCUGGGAAACUUGGAUGAAGUCAAAAAUAAACGUCGACGUGAGAAUAAUUCCCCUGGUUGCACGGCAGAAAAAGAAUAUUUCCAGGCGAGAAUGCGUAUGCACUCACAAAUGUGCUUCUAUGAUGAACCUUAUCCUGAGCAAUAUAUGUUCUUGGCGAACGAAACUGCAAUUUUGGCAAUUGACUUAAUAACACUUGACACAAGAGUCGUCGUCGAUGGAAAAAGAAAUAUAGGAACGCUGGGCAUUGACCUAGAGGAAAAGAAAAUAUAUUUUGCGGAAUACGAGAAAGAGAUUCGUCGCGCAAAUUUUGACGGCACUUAUGAAGAAAUCAUUGUGAAUGAUGCUGAGGCAUGGCUAUUAACAAUUGAUUGGAUAGGACGUCGUAUACUCUGGACUAAAUACUUUAAGCAAACAAUCAACGUGGUGACUUUAGAAGGUAAAGACAACAGAACACUGAGUAAAACCUCCAAGGCUCGGGAUGUAGCAAUUGACCCCGUCGAAGGAUAUUUAUUUUGGACUGGUCGUGAUGGAGAAAAGAUAAUGCGAAGACACUUGGCUACCAACAACGAAAAACAAAUAUAUGGUUUCAACAGAUAUGAAAAUUACGUUCUGGCUCUUGACUACAAGAGGAAGCGAAUUUACGCGUUCGAAGAAAUCGAAGAAGCUAACGUCAUAAUUGAAAUGAAUUACGAUGGACGUGACAGAAAUCAUACAACUAAUUAUGGUUCAAGUGGUUUUGGGGGACGUUUGUCAGUGGACGUUAUUGGAGAUUUUCUUUACUGGAAAGAAAGAAAUUCACCCAUUAUUAUAAAAAUGAAUGUUACCAGCAGAGAUAUAUCUCGUUAUAUUCCGGUACCAAAAGGCUUCACCGUGAGAAAGCUUCUCGUCGUAGACAAAGAUCGACAACCUGAAGGAAAAUGCACAAAAAUUUCAUGUCUUCACGGCCACUGUUCUAACACUAAUGGCACAGAAGUUUGUCAUUGUGAUAAAGGUUUCAAAUACAACGGACGGUCUUGUAAAGAUAUUGAUGAAUGCGUGCCAUCCCCGUGCAAUCUUACAGGUCUGGAGCGCUCAUGCAACAACACUCCAGGUUCUUACAUUUGUAUGUGCAAAAAUGGGUCGACUUUUAAGGAAGGAAGUUGUGCAGCCAACUCUGAACUGAAAAUCAGAUUGAAUGGUUCAAGUAACAAUAUGAGUGGAAGAGUGGAAAUAUAUCAUCCAACACUUGGCUGGGGCAAAGUCUGUGAUCGACACGAUAAUGGAGACUUGACAACUACUGAAGGUAAGGUCAUUUGCCGUCAGUUGGGUUUCUCAGGAGUGACCUCGAUCACGUCCGAUUAUCGCUUUGGCGAUGGAAGUGGUCCCGUAUUCCUUUCUAAUGUUCAGUGCUCUGGUGAUGAAGCAUUCAUCUGGGAUUGCAGUCAUAAUGGAUGGAAUAAUAAUCCCGGGGACUGCGAAGAUAGUCGUGGUGUCGUUGUGGAUUGCAACUGAGACCACAAUCAUUCCAGGACGCUGGGUUAGAUAAUAGACUAGACUUUCUUUUACUUACUGCUCGCAUAGUGAAUAAUAAUUAUAUGGUCUGUAAAUUAGCUAAACACCUGAGCGUCAGUGCUUUAGAAAUUUGUGACUAAAUUUCUGUCACUUGUACACUAAUUUGCGUUUUAGCAAUACAUAUAAAUUAUAAUGGCAUUUAAGUUUUACGAUAUAAAACGCAUUGAGUUAAAAUAUAAAACGUAGAAUUUUUCCAACCAAAGACUUCGAGCACUGUUUGGCGACCUCAAGAUGGAUUGAACAGCUGUUUAGAAACGUUUUGGUGACCGAAAUUUUAAAUGAACCAUAUGAACAUUCACUCCAAAAAAUAUUAUCAGAA
Dendronephthya gigantea is the source of this 2244-nucleotide messenger RNA. RefSeq names its product pro-epidermal growth factor-like. The record is from RefSeq and is a predicted model, not a curated record. The coding region runs from base 204 to 1865 and encodes 553 amino acids. Gene Ontology annotation, cellular component: membrane. Gene Ontology annotation, molecular function: calcium ion binding. NCBI's taxonomy places the organism in Eukaryota, Metazoa, Cnidaria, Anthozoa, Malacalcyonacea, Nephtheidae. The transcript is spliced from 7 exons.